UCCUGCCCCUUCAUUUCUCCCGACUUCCUGUUCAUUCCUGUUCGAGCAUGCUCUAGAGUUUUACGUUUGUCGUUUGUUCUGUAAUGGAACAAUUGUGUGGAGCCGACUGAGAGGAUUCCACGUCGAGAAGCGUAACGACUAGAAGUUCGUAAAUUCGGGAGAGAUCGAUUCCAAGAUGACGGCGAUUCCUGGAUCCAUCGCGUUCGACGAGUAUGGUCGUCCAUUUAUCAUCUUGCGGGACCAAGAGAAGCAAAAGCGGCUUACCGGCAAUGAUGCCAUCAAGUCUCAUAUUUUGGCGGCACGGAGCAUCGCCAAUAUCUUGAGAACUUCGUUGGGGCCAAAGGGGCUGGACAAGCUGAUGGUUAGCUCCGACGGAGAUGUCACCGUCACCAACGAUGGAGCAACCAUUUUGAAGAACAUGGAUGUUGAUCACGAAAUUGCAAAGCUUAUGGUGCAGCUGUCUCAAUCUCAAGAUGACGAGAUCGGCGACGGCACUACUGGAGUUGUGGUACUGGCUGGAGCACUCAUGGAGCAAGCCGAACAAUUAUUGGAUAAAGGAAUUCAUCCGAUUAGAAUAGCGGAUGGUUUCGAGCUAGCAGCUCAGUGUGCUGUUAAACAUCUUAAUAGUAUUGCUGAGGCCUUUCCAGUUAAUCCCAAGGAUCUGGAACCUCUAAUUAAAACAGCAUUGACAACGCUGGGAUCAAAAAUUAUUAAUAAAUGCCAUCGACAAAUGGCUGAGAUAGCUGUAAACGCUGUGAUGGCAGUUGCAGACUUAGAAAAACGAGACGUUAAUUUUGAAUUAAUCAAAGUUGAAGGAAAGGUUGGAGGGCGAUUAGAGGAUACUAUACUCGUAAAGGGUGUGGUAAUCGAUAAAGACUUCAGUCAUCCACAAAUGCCUAAGAGAUUGGAGAACGUCAAAUUGGCUAUCCUGACAUGCCCCUUUGAACCACCCAAGCCAAAGACCAAGCAUAAGCUGGAUGUCACAUCGGUAGAAGACUACAAAGCAUUGCGCGAGUACGAGCGAGAAAAGUUCACUGAAAUGGUUACGAAGGUGAAAGAAGCCGGAGCUACGCUCGCUAUUUGCCAAUGGGGAUUCGACGACGAAGCGAAUCACUUGCUUCUACAACAGCAGUUGCCUGCAGUUAGAUGGGUCGGUGGACCAGAGAUUGAGUUGAUCGCCAUCGCAACCGGAGGUCGCAUCGUGCCACGAUUUGAGGAACUGACACCGGACAAACUGGGUUAUGCAGGUCUUGUGAAAGAACUGACCUUCGGCACAACGAAGGAUCGAAUGCUGGUCAUCGAGGAAUGCAAGAACGCCCGUGCAGUGACCAUCUUUAUUCGCGGUGGUAACAAAAUGAUAAUCGAGGAGGCAAAGCGAUCCUUGCACGAUGCUCUGUGCGCCGUGAGGAACCUGGUCACCGAUGAAAGGAUCGUCUACGGAGGUGGUGCAUCCGAAAUCUCAUGCGCUCUGGCAUGUGCUGCACACGCGGACAAAGUCAGCACACUGGAGCAGUAUGCAUUCCGGGCUUUCUCCGACGCAUUGGAAGCAAUUCCAAUGGCUUUGGCGGAGAAUGCUGGUCUUUCCUCUGUCGAUAGUUUAGCCGAAGCCAAGGCUCGACAAUUAACCGAGAACAAUCCCGCCCUGGGCAUAGACUGCAUGAACCGAGGCACAUCAGAUAUGAAGGUGCAAAACGUCAUCGAGUCACUGAAGAGCAAGAUCCAGCAGAUUCUGCUUGCCACCCAGCUCGUCAAGAUGAUCCUAAAGAUCGACGACGUUCGAUCACCGAGUGACGGAGACAUGAUGUAGAGACGUCAUUGCUUACUAAGGGCGAUGCAGGCCCAAUUAACGAUCGCUUAAUUCGUUUACCUUUGUACGGUUAAUAAGAGAUUUUGCAUAACUUGUCGCACAUCACUUAAAUGUUACGAGACGCUAAAAGACGAUGCUGAUUUCUAUAAUACAAUCGGUGUUGCGGACGAGAAA
Molecule: messenger RNA, 1981 nt
Organism: Orussus abietinus
Lineage: Eukaryota; Metazoa; Arthropoda; Insecta; Hymenoptera; Orussidae
Gene: CCT5
Product: T-complex protein 1 subunit epsilon
Exons: 7
Coding region: 176-1807 (543 amino acids)
Biological process (GO): protein folding
Cellular component (GO): chaperonin-containing T-complex
Molecular function (GO): ATP hydrolysis activity; ATP binding; ATP-dependent protein folding chaperone
Source: RefSeq, a predicted model, not a curated record